AUGUCAUCCGUAUUAAAAUCAAAUAAUUCAGAAAUUGACGAUGAGCGGCUUGCGUUUUUCAUGGCCCCAUUCCGUAAAGACCGAAGCACUAAUCCACUUUCGUGGGACAGUAAAAUGAAAUUUUGGGCCGAUAGCAUCAGAGAUUAUUGCCUAAAAAAUAGACAACUUGUUUUCAACGCUAAAAGUCUACCGGAGAAGUUGAAGAAAAAUUCGUCUGUUCCCCAAUGCUUGAAUGUUGUUCUACAUGAAAUGUUAAGAAAUCGAUCACUUCAAAGUCUGUCAGACUUUAGCUCAGCCUGCAACACUGGCUGGCUCUCCUGGACCUUCAACUCAUUAGUCACAAAACCAGUUAAAUGGGGUUACAAUACGUUUCUAAAAGGAUCAUUAUCAUGGGUGUACAGUUGGGCGACAGGUGGUGAUGGUAAUGAUGGUUAUGUGUUUGAUCUCUACAGUCAUCAAAGAAGAUUGCCCGAUGAAGAAUUUGUUCUAGUCGAUCUAGUUAAGGAAGCUGCUAGUAAUGUAUAUGCCCACCACAAUAAUAACGUCAUGUAUGACGUAACGGACAAUGUCGUCAGCUACGACGUACUGCAACGACAAUGUCAUCAUAUCUGCUCCGAUGAGAAAUCAUUCGAGGUGGCCAUUUUAGAGUUGUGCAGGCAGAAGUUGUGCUGUGUAAAAGUGAAUGCCGACGGUGAUAAGGUAUUAAUUUUUAUAUUUGAAUAA
Messenger RNA from Helobdella robusta, 723 nucleotides. RefSeq lists its product as hypothetical. The transcript has 5 exons. The record is from RefSeq and is a predicted model, not a curated record. Bases 1 to 723 code for a protein of 240 amino acids. Lineage: Eukaryota; Metazoa; Annelida; Clitellata; Rhynchobdellida; Glossiphoniidae.